This is a messenger RNA of Malus domestica (apple), 1898 nucleotides long. Its product is annotated as putative nuclear RNA export factor SDE5. The record is from RefSeq and is a predicted model, not a curated record. Lineage: Eukaryota; Viridiplantae; Streptophyta; Magnoliopsida; Rosales; Rosaceae.
UUGACUUGACCAAUCAAUCACUCGACAACUUCCCUCGGAAGGAACGUGCUUUGGAAGGGAGAAAGCGAAAUUCUUUUCUUGUUAUCCGUCGAGUUUCUGGGAAAAUGGAGGCCUCUGGUUCGAACGGCGCGUCGAUUGUCACCGACGAGAUGGCGCUGAGGGGUUUGCUGGAGGCGUUCGGGCCCGCGUUUUCUCUCGAUCAAAUCGCUUCUGCGUAUUGCAAGGCGGGGAAGAAUGCUGAGGACGCCGCCGAAGCUCUGGCUCUCUCUGCACCCGAUGGCGGAGAAACUUCCAGAUUACCUGUCAAUGGUAUCUAUAAGAAGCCGCCGUAUCAGGCAAACGGGAAUGGGAAUGGGAAUAUGAAUGGGAACGGGAAUCCCGGAGCUUCAAAGCCGAAAUAUCGGCCGGUUUCAGCUGGCAGCGUCUCGAACAUUAUUGGGAAGCAUUAUGUUAAGAAAACGUCGCCGACACCGGCAAAUGGGUCUAGUGAAGCAACCAAGCCGUUGAAGCUGAACUCCAGUGUGUUGCCAAUGUCAGAAAUUUGGGUCGAAAACGAUGGGUCUAGUUCUUCAAAGGAUGAUCGGCUCCACCAGGACAUGGAGGAUUUUCUGUUCAGUAUGCUUGGAGUUGGGUUCAAGCUAGAGAGGGAUCGGAUUCGGCAAGUUCUUGAUAGUUGCGGAUAUGAUAUGGAAAAGAGCAUGGAAAAACUGAUUAAUCUGCCAGCAUUGACUUCCGAAAAAAGGAACGAACUUGUUGGAAAAUCCAGUGAGAAGUCUGCAGAUUUGUCCCUGAAAUAUAAAGUAUCCUCCGACAGAAAAUCCAAAAACUACACCGAAGGUAACAGAGAUAGGGCUUCAAAUACAAAUGGAGCAGAAGUUACUGAACAGCAAAAGGAGAGAAAUGAUAUCCCGAAGGAUAUUCUGGCUUCCCUGUUUGGUGCUUCUGAGGGAACCGAGGAGACACCAGUGGAGCGACCAAGAAGUAAAAUAAAGGCAGGGAGUAGAUAUGGAGCAUAUGGACACCUAGUUGCUGAACCUCCGCAAGAUUUCACUUCAGAGUACAAGUCAGCUGUUGUGUAUCAACAGCAUCAUGUCGAGGAUGACGCAGAUGACGAAGAUAGCUACCAGGGUCUCCGUAAGUCUUGGAAGGAGUAUCGGAGUACGAUGAACGACUAUUACCAGGCUGCUGUAGCCGCAUUUGCUAAGAAGGAUCGUGAUCAAGCUUACAAACUUCUAGAACAAGGACGUUUUUUCCUCGAAAAGGCGUGUGAAGUAGAAGAGAAGUCGAAUGAAAUGAUUCUUAAACCUAGAAAUGUUGAGACACAAGGUGAAAUAGUGCUUGACGUGCAAGAAUGCGGUGCCAAGGAGGCAAUACGUCUUUUGAAGUGUCAAAUUUCCUCAUUUUCUGGUAUCUCAUCAAUCAAGUUUCUUAAGGUCAUAUGUGAUACAAAAGAGGAAGAUAUCUCAAAGGGGUCUCGAAGACGAUCAUUGAUUUUGAAGCUACUGCAGGAAGAAUCGAUUAAGUGGACCGAAGGAGAAAAUGCUGGAACAAUACUAAUCCACUUAGACAGUGUUAAUCGGAGACAAGUAACUUUUGUCAAGAAGAAGUGAAAUAAAGUGCUUUCUCGAAAAGGUGCUUAUGAGAUUGAGAUUUAGGGAUGAUCGACAAUCAAAUCGUUGAAGGAGAGAGUAAUGAACUUUUGGGAAAUGUGAUUUAAGAUUUGAAAGGAGUUGGAGUUGAUUUUUGUUCCAAUUUAUUGGGUCUACUUUCUUUGAGUUAAUGAAACUCUUCAAUUACCAAAGAAAAAAGAACAGGCAUUUGCAUUGUAAUGGCUUUGAACUAAAGUUUAUUUCUUCUUUUGGUUGAAAAUCUUGGUUCAUCUUUUAUCUUUCUUGUCA